This is a messenger RNA of Psylliodes chrysocephalus, 690 nucleotides long. Lineage: Eukaryota; Metazoa; Arthropoda; Insecta; Coleoptera; Chrysomelidae. The record is from the annotation of a GenBank genome assembly.
AUGCCAGGAGACGAAGAGAACUUCACAAAAGUAGAUUGGAUCUACAAACUAAAAAUAGAAGAAUUAAUAACAUAUUUAAGCGAUCGGAAAGCUCCUACAGAAGGAACGGUGGAAGAACUAAAGACAAGACUGCUAAACAUAACCAAAACGAUAGAGGCAAGGGACCCAGAAAACUCCACUAAUAAAACGGCAACAAACACGAACAUUAACAACAAAAAAUGCAAACACAUAGAGAUAAUCAGAAAAUGUGGACUCAAUUACGACGGGUCCAGAGAUCCCAUAGACAUUCUGGAACAGAUAAAAGAACUCCAAACGGCGAACGAGAUACAGGACAGCCAAUUGCUACAAGUACUUUCCGAAACGUUGAAAGGCAAAGCAAUUCUAUGGUACCGGAACAAUAACAGAUACUGGGAUAUCUGGGACGAUUUCAUAAAAGAUUUUACAAAUUUCUUCACAACAUCCUACAAUGUUGAAAAGUCAUAUCCGGAAUCGUAUAAAAAAAAUUCAGUGAAAAUACAAGACUACGUGAUAGAAAUACAAACACUCGUCCGUAGGCACAAAAAUUUCGACUUCCAAGAGGUACUGAACAGGAUAUAUACCAAUAUGAGACCAGAAUACAAGUUAUACAUAAAAAGCCGAGACGUCUCGUCAGUCGGAGAAUUUAUCAAACAGGCCCCACAAAUAAUAUAA